UUCUGAAAUCGCAAAUUUAUGGUUUGGAAGUCACAGUUUAACGCUAUGACGUGCAAACUAUCAUAUAUUAAAGUCUUUGAUUUGCGUCCCAGCUAAGCGUCGAUAUCCUUUGACUCGUGUCGUGUUUUAUGCUAGAAAAGUAUUCAGAGCGUUUAUGUACAUUAUGUCAUUGUAGUUAAAACGUGUCUACAUCACAUGCAGCGACCUGUUAAAUUCUUGGAAGUGAAGGGGUUACACCAGAGCUUUGCCUGUUUAAGGCUUAAAGUAAAACAUAGCUGCCUACUAGACGGAACAGGCACCGCAAAAGGUGAAACAGUGACUGAACAAUGGCCUUAACAUCGCACCAUGUUACAUGCACAGCCAAAUCCAGCAUCUCAUCAAGAUUAAUCGUUUCAGUUGUAUAUGUGAUAUCUGUUGUGACGGAGCUGUCGUCUGCUGUCCGCGUGCCGCGAAGAACUGGAGACCAGCCGACCGUGGGGAACUGUUUGUCGUUUAACUUUGGAGGAGUGAGUCGUCUUCAUUGGUAUAGCUGCUGUAAUAACUGCAUAGGUGACAAGAACAGUACGUGUCCCAGCACAUACCAGUCGGCAUCAAAUAACAAAUACUGUGAUAGCUGUGGGCGAGAUACUAAAGGAGGAAACGGUGACGCGCGAAACCGUGGUAAACAGUUCAGUUGUGGUGGAUGUCAAGGCCAAGGCAUUGUGGAUAAGAAAUGUCGGGAAUGGUGGAAAGAGAUUCCAGGGUUUUGCUGGGCAUAUACACUUUGCUUUGUUAAACAAUGUGAAGGUAAAUACAAGAACUGUGGAAACAGAAAGUGUGACAAAGGAGAGACAAAGGAAAACUGUCCGAUAGACUGCUUUGACAAACCUUGUUGUGGCGAGGCCACGUGCUGUUUCAAUAAUACCUCGAGUGGGCAGACAUUGUUCUUACCUGACUUAAAACUCUUUACAACUGUGGUGGUGUUAGCAUUCAUUUACAAUGAACACUUUAUGUAGAAAUUAUUUCAUUAUUGAAAUGUUGUUUUAAUAUUAUCGUGCAGACACACUGCAUAUGUAUUAUAUUUCAUUAGAAUAGACAGGUAGUGUUCCUUAGACAAUGUAAAUCCUUUGGUAGAGACGCUCUUAUUACAAUCUACGGGCCCAAAAAGGUCAUUCUAAAGAACCCUGUCUUUGGUAACUAAUACACGAUUUCAAAGAUGACUGCCAUGAUUACCAUAUUAGGGUAAUUGUAACAUGGGUGUGGAUUAUGUUAUGGACCUUGCCCUAGUUAUGGGUUCUGUAGUAGAAUCUAUUAAGAAAGAACAGUGAUUGUACAAGAUCUCAAAUGUUGAAUUGUAUAAAAUAACGUCAUUACUGUGGUGUGUUAUACAAUGAUACUUUAACACUUAUCAUUCUAUAUAAUGAAAAAACACAGUGAUUCAUGAUGAUAUCUGGAGCCAUUUAAUCAGUUCGAUGGACAUGAAUUUCACUUCAUACCUGUAUAAUUUCUCAGAUCUUUAGUUGACUAAUGACUAUGACAUGUCUAAUGAAGAUGUAGAAUGUUUCAAUUUAGCAAAUUUAAGAUUUUUGUAUGAAAUACUCAAACAAU
This is a messenger RNA of Ylistrum balloti, 1587 nucleotides long. RefSeq lists its product as uncharacterized. The coding region runs from base 327 to 995 and encodes 222 amino acids. The record is from RefSeq and is a predicted model, not a curated record. Lineage: Eukaryota; Metazoa; Mollusca; Bivalvia; Pectinida; Pectinidae. The transcript has a single exon.